This is a messenger RNA of Babjeviella inositovora NRRL Y-12698, 324 nucleotides long. RefSeq lists its product as uncharacterized. Bases 1 to 324 code for a protein of 107 amino acids. Lineage: Eukaryota; Fungi; Ascomycota; Pichiomycetes; Serinales. The record is from RefSeq and is a predicted model, not a curated record. The transcript has a single exon.
AUGACUGAUUCAAUCGCCUUUGGAACUGACCUCAGUCCCGUUGCUUCUGCCGCUUUGAGCAUCGGUGAGGUGGGGAGAUCUCUCUCUUCCGACCAGAAAUUCACCAUCUUGACCAGAACUGGUCACAGUGGGUUGCAAGACCUUGAUGAUCUUCCACCAGAGGCCGCCUACAUGAUCACUGAGGUGGAGGAGUUACCAACCUCUGAGGCUAUGGAGAUUUUGAGGGAGGCCUCCAUCUACCACGACGACGAUGUGAACUUCCCAUUGGGUGCCAUGGAGAAGAUUCGUGAAUUGCUCGAUAAUCACUCCUCUGUUCCUUCUUGA